AUGCCUGUGAAGUUUAACUAUACAAAAUUUACUGAUUUGGUGCAUCACAUGGAUGACAGGAAUAAAUCAGUUGGCGUUGUGAUUGCUGCAUUAGACAGGAAGACAUUGAAUAGAAACACAAAAGAAUUAAAUGUUCAAAAGUUUGUCGUUCUUGAUGAAGAAUGUCAAACCGUAUUGCUGUCUUUAUGGGAUGACUUUCUUACUAAUGAAGGACAACAGCUACUGUCUAACCUCCACAGCUAUCCUGUCAUUAUUGCACGUCGAAUUAAAGUCAAUAAUUACAAUGGUGUUGCAUUGGGUACUUGGUUUGAUUCUGUCAUACUUGUUGAUCCGCCUGUACAGGAAGCAAGAGAACUGAAGAACUGGUAUAUUGCACUUAGAAAUUCUAAAAUGAUUGCAGAUGUUCUUGAUAAAAGAGACUACAUGAAGUAUAAUCCUGCAAUUUCUCUCAGAGUUGAUCAGAAAGCUACCUUAAUUUGCAAUGUUAACCCAUCACAGAAGACAACUUGGCAGCAGAUUAUGAAGUUGAAUUUACUUGCAACUCGUGCUAGGAGAAGCAACCAGCUAUGUUGCUUUGAUGUUGAUUUAGUUGAUGACAGUGGAGCUAUACCAGCUUCCAUAUUUGGAGAACUAGCUGAGAAGCUUUUAACAUUCACCUCCAUUGAAGCAAUGCAGCAUUUUAAUGAGAAUGUUGAGCUCCCUCUUGACCUUGUUCAUGAACAACUGAAAUCAAAGACUUUUCUGAUUCAUAUAAAACCAAUCCAAGCACAGCUAGCAGACGCUAGGCAACGUUACACAGUUAUAUAUUACUAUGAAGCUGAUCAUGCUACCAGUUCAGUUCAGGUAGUAAGCGAGACAAAAAAUGAUUUGCCACUGCUUAAUGACCAGUCCCCAACACUGGAACUAGCUGAUACAGGUUUCAAGUGCUGGCACACUGAAGCUAUGUCUACUACUGAUGGUGAGAGUAAUCCAAGUUGCAAUGAGCUGGAACAAGAAGGAUCAUCUGGAACUCUUCCUCCUAGUCCUACUACACAAAGCUGCGAAGAAUCUGGUUUUGCCAAGAAAAGAUGA
Coffea arabica (coffee) is the source of this 1071-nucleotide messenger RNA. Its product is annotated as replication protein A 70 kDa DNA-binding subunit D-like. The record is from RefSeq and is a predicted model, not a curated record. NCBI's taxonomy places the organism in Eukaryota, Viridiplantae, Streptophyta, Magnoliopsida, Gentianales, Rubiaceae.